Molecule: messenger RNA, 1421 nt
Organism: Plutella xylostella (diamondback moth)
Lineage: Eukaryota; Metazoa; Arthropoda; Insecta; Lepidoptera; Plutellidae
Gene: Alg14
Product: ALG14, UDP-N-acetylglucosaminyltransferase subunit
Biological process (GO): dolichol-linked oligosaccharide biosynthetic process
Cellular component (GO): UDP-N-acetylglucosamine transferase complex
Molecular function (GO): N-acetylglucosaminyldiphosphodolichol N-acetylglucosaminyltransferase activity
Source: RefSeq, a predicted model, not a curated record
UCUAGUCUAGUCUGUGUGCCUGACACAUGAAAAAGUCAAUUUUUGGUAUUUUUAUUAUUUUGAUUUGAGUUUUAUUUAGAAAAAAGGGGUUUUCAUAAUUAAUUUAUAAUGCUUACUCUAUUGUUGCUAAUACUAAGCCCCGUGAUUUUAUUUAUAUUUCGAGUAAUGUAUUUAAUUAUCAAUGUGUUGACAAGUGACUGUAAACUAGAAAAGCCGCAUCAACAUUUGAGAACUUUAUUGUGCAUUGGAUCCGGUGGCCACACUACGGAAUUGUUGAGAUUACUAAAAAGUAUGAACUUGAAAAUGUAUCAGCCUCGUUUAUACGUUGCAGCCGAAAGUGAUGUUAGUAGUGAAGUGAAAAUACAUACUCUAGAAAAAGAUGGUGCAAAGGAGUAUAAGUUUUGUAAAAUCCCCAGAAGCAGAAGUGUAAACCAAUCGUAUGUUUCUUCAAUAUUCAGCACUCUCCAUGCCACUCUGUCUACUAUUCCAAUAGUCUACAAUUUCAAACCUGAUGUUAUAUUUUGUAAUGGACCCGGAACUUGUAUUCCCAUUUGUAUAGUAGCAUUUUUAUUAAGAUGCGUAUUUGUAUUAGAUUGUAGAAUAGUAUUUGUUGAAAGCAUUUGUAGAGUAAGAACACUUUCGUUGACUGGAAAAAUAUUACAAUGUUUUGCUGAUAUAAUUAUUGUUCAGUGGCCGCAGCUCAAAGAUGUAUGCUAUAGAGGAAAAUAUUUUGGAAGACUAACAUAAUUUAUGUAACUAAAUAAAGCAAAUUUUAUUUAAAAGUGUAUAAUUAGACCAGGAGAUCAAUACAAACUAAGUUUCAUUAGAGUAAUGUUAUUAUAACAAUUUGCUGUUAAUCAUAAAGGAUUUUUAAACAGUAAUUCAAGUUAGUACUUGUAAGUAUCUUAAUAAAUCAAUCAAUGAGAGAUUACUCUGGGAUUACUGUUUAGCCUCCUUGGAGAUUAUUUUUGAUACAACUUUGGAAAGAAGGAAUUAUUGGUUACAUACCAUACCAGUAUACUGGUGUUCCAUAGUUAUGCUACAUGAAGUGAGGAAAGUAAGUACUUCAAACUUCCACCAUGUGGCAUAGCCAUAAGACAGCCCAUGUACUGUGACAACAAAAUUAUAAUUACGUGUAAUUAAGUACAUAACUAUUUUUUACAUCUAUGAAGCAUUUCCAUAACAAAAAAAUUGAACAAACAUAGAUAACAAUAAGUGAAUGUUUGGUACUGUUAAUAUAUUAAGUACCUCUGUCUAAAGGAUAAAAAUGCGAAAAAUAAAUGUUAACAUUGUUAGAAGAUGCCCUAAUAUAACACAUAACUUUUACUGAAUUAUGAUAAUUUAACAGCUACACUGUAACCAAACAUGUACUUGAGGUAGGAAUUUGGAAAGUAAUUGAUAUAAUAAAUGUAUAUCCCAUA